AUCUGGAUUAUUGAAAUUCGUGUUGCCGGUGAUUCUGACAAGAAGGGGUUUCUGGUUGUCUCACCCAAUCUUGAUCAGCAGAAUUACUAGUAGGGAUGAGGAUCAAAAGAUUCCUAUCAUUUCCAAUUUGUAUGGUGCUUUCUUUGAUGGCCUUUGUUUACUAUACUACGGUUUUCAUUUUCAUUGAAGAUUGGUUGGGAUUAAGGAGCUCUGCUGGUACACUGCACAUGUUGAUCUUCAGUUUUUUUGCUUUCAUGAGCUUCUUCUCCUUUGGUGCAUGUGUUCUUAUCGAUCCAGGGAAUGUUCCAUCCACCUUUGUUCCCGAUGUGGAAGACGAUGGCGGCUCCGAUCAUAGGUCCAGAAAAAGUAGUGGUGCACAUUCAAGAUACUGUGAUAAGUGUUCCACCUACAAGCCUCCCCGAGCUCAUCAUUGCAGGGUUUGCGAAAGAUGUGUUCUGAGGAUGGAUCAUCACUGUCUGUGGGUGAAUAAUUGCGUUGGCUUUUCAAAUUAUAAGCCCUUUGUAGUCCUCAUCACAUAUACAACAGUAGGCUGCAUAUAUUCCUUGGUCAUGAUUAUGAGUGGUGCACUUCAGAAGGAUUGGGAAUUUGGUCCCCUCAAGAUGGUAUAUAUUACCUGUGGAUCAAUUAUUGGUGUCUUAUGCUUGAUUUUGGUCACUCUCUUGGGUUGGCACCUCUAUCUCCUAAGCCAUAAUAUGACGACAAUAGAGUACCAUGAGGGAAUAAGAGCAAAAUGGUUAGCUAGGAAAUCUGGAAAAAGCUAUCAUCACCGGUAUAAUGUUGGGUUCUACAGAAACAUUACUUUGAUAUUGGGUCCAAAUAUGCUGAAAUGGUUUUGUCCGACAUCAAUUAGCCAUCUCAAAGAUGGCAUUAGCUUUCCUGCUGUACGUGACGGUUCAUAACAUCUGCCAGCAUGUAGACCAUGAUAUUGGGUGGUCUGUGAGGCUUUGAAGCAGUGUGAGAAUAAUGCAAUUUCUUUUGCUCUUUUUUCUGGAUACUAAGGUGGAAACACACUCAAAAGAAAACAAUUAACAUGCAACAGCCAGAAUUCUUUCUGGACCACCAUGGCUAAGUUCUAGAAUCCAAAUGAUUCAAAAGCACAGUAGCAAGAUUGGGUUUAUUUGUAAAGCCCAAAAAACACAGAUUGCAUACUACACAACAAGGUUAUCAUUGGGAUUGUUCAUAGGAGAAGAAGAUUUGGAAAAGGAAAUCUAGUAAGCAUUUUGUAUGCUCAUGUUAUGAAGAACACAACAUGAAUCUUGUUUCUUGAUGAAUUAUUCAUGUGCAUUUUGUUCAUUUAUAUUACUAUCUGUUUAUCUUAGUGGGGA
Telopea speciosissima is the source of this 1346-nucleotide messenger RNA. RefSeq names its product probable protein S-acyltransferase 15. NCBI's taxonomy places the organism in Eukaryota, Viridiplantae, Streptophyta, Magnoliopsida, Proteales, Proteaceae. The coding region runs from base 96 to 920 and encodes 274 amino acids. Gene Ontology annotation, molecular function: palmitoyltransferase activity. The record is from RefSeq and is a predicted model, not a curated record. The transcript is spliced from 8 exons.